Aedes aegypti (yellow fever mosquito) is the source of this 2173-nucleotide messenger RNA. It is a transcript of the gene AP-1sigma, whose product is annotated as AP-1 complex subunit sigma-2. The record is from RefSeq and is a predicted model, not a curated record. Gene Ontology annotation, cellular component: membrane coat; AP-1 adaptor complex; intracellular membrane-bounded organelle. The transcript has 5 exons. NCBI's taxonomy places the organism in Eukaryota, Metazoa, Arthropoda, Insecta, Diptera, Culicidae. Gene Ontology annotation, molecular function: clathrin-cargo adaptor activity. Gene Ontology annotation, biological process: intracellular protein transport; vesicle-mediated transport. The coding region runs from base 145 to 597 and encodes 150 amino acids.
ACCCUCUCGCGGAUGACAGAUCAAGAAACGACGACGACACGAUUGACAUAUUUUGCAGCACUCGACCAAGAAUUUUCCAUCGGAAGUUGUUUUCCGUAGAUUUUCCUAUUUUAUUGCGGUACUCCACUCGAAAACAGCACCAGAAUGAUGCAAUUUAUGCUGCUAUUUAGUCGGCAGGGAAAACUCCGGCUCCAGAAGUGGUACGUUGCCCACCCGGACAAGGUGAAGAAGAAGAUCACCCGGGAGCUGAUCACGACGAUUUUGUCCCGGAAGCCGAAGAUGUGCUCGUUUCUCGAGUGGAAAGACUGCAAGAUCGUUUAUAAGAGAUAUGCCAGUUUAUACUUUUGUUGUGCAAUCGAGCAGAAUGAUAACGAGCUGCUGACCCUGGAAAUCAUUCACCGAUAUGUGGAGCUGCUGGAUAAAUACUUUGGCAGUGUGUGCGAGCUGGACAUCAUCUUCAACUUCGAGAAGGCGUACUUCAUCCUGGACGAGCUGCUGGUCGGUGGCGAGAUCCAGGAAACGUCCAAGAAGAACGUCCUCAAGGCCAUCGCGGCGCAGGACGUCCUCCAAGAGGAUCUAAACGAAACCCUCAACUGAUAGUGACUGUAUGAAAGCAUUGUUUUUGAUUGCUUCUCUUCUUUUUUCCUCCCAAAUGAGUUUCCGUUUUGCGAGUUUUUCAAUUCCUGCCUCUAUUGUUUCUCUCUUUUUGCGCCGCGUUUGAUUUGAAUCUGCCACGAAUCGCACCGCAUCCACAACGCAUGGAAGCAGCGGGAGCAAGAAUCCUAGAGAAUGUCAAGAAUAGGAAGAAGAAAACUUAAGUGACGAGUGGAAAUCAAUAGAUUUAGAGUUAGCCCGCGAUGCAAGCACGGAAUAUGCACAAUUUCUGUGUGCUAAUAGGUUAUGUUCCAUUGUUAUGUACUUGAAAAUGUAGAUAUCGUCGAAAUUUGGUUGUUGGGAUAUUUCAUAAUUGAGUUAUUGGUAAAACAAACAAAUACUGUUUUUUCAUCUGUCAAACGUGAUUUGACAGUUCAAAAACCUACUUUAUCUGGAUUAUUCUGAUGAAAUGAUUUCAUAGAUUAAAUGCUGGUCCCAGCAAUCGAAAGUCGAUAGUCAUAUUGAAAUGAUUUACACUUAAUUCCUGUAAAUAUACUACCUUUGAAUGAAGCAAUGGUUUAUUGUUUAUUGGUUUUGUGGCGCUCGUCGACUGGGUCGGGUAUUGCGGCAAGGGUUUAUUUUUUUGUAAAAAAAUCGCAUGCGCCGCUUGCUGUGAUGAGGACGCCAAGGUGCUGAAGCGCGAGGGUUGACGGUAGCUUGCAAAGCGUAUGGCAUUCGGAACUAAGGUAUUAUGUUUCAUUUCUGUCCCUAGCGUUUAGGAUUUUCCUGUUUUCAAAUUUCGCCAAAGUAAAAUAGUUGUAGUGAAAUUGGAAAGCUUGUUGAAUUUCUUUGUUUCAGGUCUUAGAUGAGGAUGAUUAUUUUUGGAUUUACUAACACACACACACUCAGUAUACAGAGAUACACACACAUACGAACACGUCAAAUUAAGGUGCUUGAGAAUCCGUUGUUUUAAAUUAUUGUUCCCGAAUGGAUUGUGAGGUCAAAGCGAGUGGAAAGCGCAGAAUGAAGGAAAUCCCGCGCUAGGUGUGUACAGUGUCCAAACGGAAGACAAUGCAAUAGAUUAACAAUUGAGUUUUGCUUUAUUUUUUGUUAUAAGUUUAUAAGUUUUCUGUGUUUUUAGUUUUGUAUAAUUUUAAAUUUCUAAUUUUUUUGUUUUUGACCCAGCAAAUGAAUAAAUCAAUUUUAAACAUGACGAACUUUGCUCUUGCUCGCAGUGAGCCUUAGCUUAUUAUAGGCAUACAUUACUUCAAAAUCAAAACUACAUUCGUGCCUACUGAAAUGAAAUAACUAGUGUAUCUUCUGAAGGUGAUACAAAAACUUCAUCAAUCAAUGUGUAAUUGAAAUAGUCCAUAUUAGUGUAAGCGUUUAUCAAUUAAGCAACACAGCGAGACAUAAUACUACAUCACAACACCGCUACACAACACGGAGGAAGCAAAAGAAGAACUAUACAUUGAAAAGUAUUCCAAAUGAUGUUAAUGAUAGUUUGUAUUCGAAUUAUGCCAAAUUUACUUGCGUUCCAUAAAUAAAGGGAAGACUAAAUAUACUUCAACACAUGGAA